GAUGGAACUUUCACAGCCGUGCCGUCAAUACUGUGUUUGAGCAAAGAGAACACCUCGUUGAAUGCUUUGAAAGAAUUCGAGCAUCAGGUGGCUUUGAUGACAAGACCAGCCAAGAAGCAGGAGGCUACAUCAGGCUACUGGAGGAUCCUCAGUUCAACUUCUUCCUGCAACUGUUUCAUAAAAUAAUGCCACACGUGGACGUCCUCUAUGCCAAGCUCCAGAAGAGAGACAUAGAUUCAGUCCAUAUAGAAAGAUGCAUCCAGCAGUUCCAAGAGGACAUACAAAAAAUCAGAGAUUCUCUCCAUGCAAUGGUGGUGGAGCAAAGCAGUGGCUUUCAGCAGCCGAGGAAGCGCCGGGCUGUGUCGGAAGAUGAGCUUAGAAGGAUUGCUGCUGAGGUAUGUGACACCAUACUUGGACACACCAAGGAACGCUUUGCCUUCAAAGACCACCUCAUCAGUGCCACCUUACUGCAGGGCAACCAGUUUGAAUGCUACCUCAAGGUAUUCCCUGAAGUUGCUUUGGCCACCACAUUGAAGGCCUAUCCAAUUCUGGAUGGAGGCAAGCUGAAGACAGAGCUUGGCCUCAUCUAUGGCACAGACGAAUUCAGAUCCUGCCGUAGUGCUGUGGAUCUUUUCCAGUUGUUCAUGGAAAACAAUCUAUCUGAGGUAUUUUCAGAGACAGUUACACUGCUGAAAAUCAUGAUCACAACUCCCAUGACCACUGCUGAGGCUGAGAGGUGUUUUUCAACUCUGAAAAGGAUUAAAACCUUCCUCAGGAACACCAUGAGUCAGGAGAGACUGAAUGCCUUAGCCAUGCUCUCAAUGGAAAAAAGGCUGGUCACAGACAUGAUUGACUUUAACCAGAGAGUUAUUGAGGAAUUUGCCAGCUUGAAAGAGAGGAGGGCUACAUUUCUUUACAAGUAGUGGGGCCUACUCUGGCACAUAAAUGUCAAAUGUGAUGAAUAUGUGUCUGAAUACUAAUCUAAACCUAGUUCCAAUGUUUGUAAU
Eleginops maclovinus (Patagonian blennie) is the source of this 1007-nucleotide messenger RNA. RefSeq lists its product as uncharacterized. Bases 186 to 923 code for a protein of 245 amino acids. Gene Ontology annotation, molecular function: protein dimerization activity. The record is from RefSeq and is a predicted model, not a curated record. Lineage: Eukaryota; Metazoa; Chordata; Actinopteri; Perciformes; Eleginopidae. The transcript has 3 exons.